This is a messenger RNA of Scophthalmus maximus (turbot), 2338 nucleotides long. Its product is annotated as tetraspanin-1. The record is from RefSeq and is a predicted model, not a curated record. Gene Ontology annotation, cellular component: membrane. The transcript is spliced from 8 exons. NCBI's taxonomy places the organism in Eukaryota, Metazoa, Chordata, Actinopteri, Pleuronectiformes, Scophthalmidae. Bases 1338 to 2063 code for a protein of 241 amino acids.
AAGGUUCAAAUAUAAAAAGAGUAAAGCCAAAUAAAAGGAAUAUCAAAUAGAGGUUGAAUUUAUUGAAAUAACAGGACUAUAAAGAUUAGUUUUGAGCUGCUUCUUGAAAAUAUCAACGGAGGUUGUUUUCCUCAUAUGUGGUGGGAGUAACAAAAGCUGCUUCGCUUACUUUCUGCAGUUAAUAUGAGGAACAUUUAAAAACGGACGCAAACACUUUUAAAAUUCUCCAAUGGACAAUCUGAAAGAUUGAUCGUUUUGAACGAGUACGAGAAUAUUUCAAUCCGUCCUCAACGGUGCAGUGACGCAGCAGAUGAACCGUUUUCUUUCCCUUUCCCUUCGUAAACCGAUAAAGAGCGAACAACAGUAAUCCCCCCAUGAAAACACAAAAACGCGUCUUCGAAAGAAAGGAAACGCUCUUAUCCUCUGAAAACAGAUUGCGACUUCUGAAAUUCAGCUCAGAGUCAAAGAUGUCUCCUUGUUCUCUCACCCGGGUCAAAGAGGAGGCGAUUUCAUCCCCGUGCGUCCCUUUGGUUUUUCAGCAGGAUUACGCAGAAGACGUGGACGGAGGAGACACGGGCCAAGAGAGAACAAUUGGACUUUGGCCGUGGAUUUUCACGGAUUUCCCAGGGAAUAAUUCAUGGAUCUUGCUGGGGAAAAACACAGACCUGUUUAGAGGACUGAAGUCUACGAGUGUGUGAGAUGUGGUGCAGCUUGGUUGACUCGAAGGAGGUUCGAGCUCUACUGAGGGAUUCUUUGGCUUCCGGUUGAAUCUGUCGAGGCAGAUUUUCUGAAACAUUUCUUCUCUCUGUGAAUCUGAACAGCAGCCUUUAGGCUCUUUUAGCCAAUAUCUGAGUCUUGAUCUCCCGUCUUAAGUUAUCCGGAUCAUUAUUUUUGUCCUUUCGGGCGAACACUGCCGAGACAUCGUAGACGUCCCAAUCCCUUCAAAACCUCACACCCGGCAGGUGAUGUUUGUGGAUCUGUGUCAGCGUGUACCUGCAGGGGUCAGAGCUGCCACUCUACACCUGUUGCCUGCUGUCACCUGGCUCCUCCGGGACCACACCCCCGCCCUCUCCGCCGGCUCCACCUGCCGGCCCCAGGAAAAGCCACUCGUCGGAUUUCCAAAUCCUCGCCAACGGGCUUGGAGAUCACCGACACGGAUACAUUCAGACCACCAGAGUCGCCGCUGCAGUCGCCUGGGAGCGCCCGAGUCAGAGGAACGGAAAACUCCAGCAUCUGGUUUAUCGGUUGUUUUGUUGCCUUUUGAAUUUAAAGUCCAAUUUCCCCUCGAAAACUCGACUACUUCGGAAACAAAACGUUGAUACAGUAAAAAGAUUAAAAUGGGCUGCUUCACAUUCGUCAAAUUGAUGAUGGUCUUGUUCAACUCGCUUAUCUUUCUCGGGGGCCUGACCCUGCUCGCCAUGGGCAUCUGGGUGAGCGUGGACGGUGGCUCCUUCCUGCACUUGCUGGGGCCCUUCUCCAGGCAAGGCGUGCAGUUCGUCAACGUGGGCUUUUUCUGCAUCGCCAUUGGGGCCGUGCUGGUACUGAUGGGGCUCCUGGGCUGCUGCGGGGCCCACAAGGAGAGCAAGUGUCUGCUGCUCGCGUUCUUCUCCGUCGUCCUCAUGAUCUUCAUCGCUGAAGUGGCAGCAGCAGUCGUGGCUCUGGCCUACUCUUCAUUUGCGGAGGGGAUCCUCCGAGCGUGGGCGACUCCUGCUUUGCGGAAAGAUUACGGCAGUGAGCCUGUGGUCACUAAGAUGUGGAACACCACCAUGACAGAGCUGAGUUGCUGUGGUUUCACCAACUACACAGACUUUGUGGGCUCCAAGUUCGAAAGGGAGAAUGGAGGCAGCCUACCGUCCAUCUGCUGCUGGACCAACAGCACCCCCUGCAGCCCCGACGAGGCACAGCGCAGCGGUGUGCAGGGCUGUUUUAUACACAUCCUGCAGACGCUCAAAGAGCACGCCAACAUCGUGGGAGGGAUCGCAGCAGGAAUUGGAGUCUUGGAGAUCGCUGCCAUGAUCGUGUCCAUGUACCUGUACUGUCACCUGGACAAAAGAAUCACAUGAGGCUCCUCCAGAGAAACACGAAAACACCGCAGACACGGCGAAGAUGAAUCGCACGUGGUGCAUCUACAUUAUUCAACAACGUCACUCCCGUUCUCUUUUCUUUCAGGGAAGCGCGUUUAAAAAAUUCUGUUUUUAAAUGUAACAAAAAGAGAAAAGAAGUUACUACUAUAUGAGCAGCUGCAACGUGUAAAUAUUUCACAGUUGUCAAUAAAAAAUUUCAAAUCACUUGAGCCGGUUUCCGUUCAGGGUCAUUUGAACUCUGCUGCCGUCGAGAG